Molecule: messenger RNA, 1431 nt
Organism: Lymnaea stagnalis (great pond snail)
Lineage: Eukaryota; Metazoa; Mollusca; Gastropoda; Lymnaeidae
Source: the annotation of a GenBank genome assembly
GAUGUCAUCAUACAAGGAAGGCGGCCUAUUUUCUCAGAGUCUGAAGAGACUAACAUUGCUACUCAGCUAAAGCAGUGGAAGGAGCAGGGGAUGAAGUACACUAGGCUUGAUGUUGUUAAAAUGGCUUCAGAAUAUGCUGUGCAUCUUGGGAAACGACCCCAAGGUAGACCUCUGACUGUUAAAUGGUUCCGCAGUUUUCUGACACGCCACCCAGAGUGCUACAUCCGAAAGUCCAGAAAGACCAAAAAUGAAAGACCAGAAAAGCAGCACUUUAACCAGCUUGACAUGAUUUUAACCACAUACAACAUGAAAGAGAGCCCACAUUGCAUCUUUAGCCUAGUGGAGCUACCCUUGACAAUGCUGAAAAAUGGAGAAAUAUCUGUCCCAGAAGAUCUGAGUCUAAAUGGUGGAAGCGUCAAUGGCAGUAGUAAGUUGAACAAGAAGCUGACUUUCUUGGGCAAAGUGCCAUCAACCAUUCUGUUUUGUGGAAGUGCUGCUGGCCAAGCCCUGCCUCCUUUUCUUAUUUUCUCUGGGAAGACCCUGGAUAAAUCAGUUCUGUCUGGUGUCACCCCUGGUGCAGGAGGCAUUGCAUGCUCAUCUGGGCGGGCCACACCUGAAGUCUUAGUGUCCUUUUUAAGAGAGCACUUUUUGUCACAAGCUCCUGGUCGAUCAGGGGACACACUUGUCCUCUUGCUGGACUCAAACCUUGGCCGAUGCCUGAACCAGGCAGUAAUUGACCUUGGCUCUGCAUUCAAGGUUGUGUUUGUGACGGCUCAAACCACACUCAACCCCCAACUCCAUCCCAUGGCUGUAGGAUGCUGCAACACCUUUCAGCGUGAGCUCUGCUAUGAAUUGCAGAAACCCCUUUACUCAUCGGAGACAGCCUCUAUAUCAUCAUCCUCAAUCUGUGAGUUUUUGUGCCGUCUUUACCAUCGCAACAUGUCAGCAGAAAAUCUACACUCCACUUUUAGGAAAGCAGGCAUCUUUCCAUUCAACCCCUCUAUCUGCCGUAAGAGAUAUGGCUCAGCUAUAGUACGACCCAGCUUGGCUACAGGGCCUUCAAGCAAGUAUCGAGAGCCAGUCUCUGGUAAUCUGACCCCCAACCUGCGAGCCUGUGAGGAUGAUGAUGACAUGGAUGGCAAUCCAGUAGAUGAUGAUGUUGACCUGCAGUAGAAGAUAGCUACUCUGUUUGCCUGCUCUGCAGCCCUGAAGGCUUUGCAGCGACUUCAUGUCUGGUUGUUGUAACUUGUGUCUGUGCACUUAAAACUUAAUAUCUCAGUCUGUUUUAUCUGUUUGUUCAUUGGUUGACAACUUGGUGCUCACAUACUGGCUCAUGUUACCUGCGCUUCACCCAUUGCCAAAAUUUAAAUGGAUAGCAAAUAUUCACUUUUGUAGUAGAUUUGCAGAGCUAUGACUACUUUAGGAUCUCAG